This is a messenger RNA of Galeopterus variegatus (Sunda flying lemur), 582 nucleotides long. RefSeq lists its product as uncharacterized. The annotation marks the transcript as partial. NCBI's taxonomy places the organism in Eukaryota, Metazoa, Chordata, Mammalia, Dermoptera, Cynocephalidae. Gene Ontology annotation, molecular function: 3'-5' exonuclease activity; 5'-3' exonuclease activity. The record is from RefSeq and is a predicted model, not a curated record. The transcript is spliced from 3 exons.
GCCGCCGCCGCGGGCCCUGGGGAUCCGAAGAGGAAGGGCGGCCCAGGCCCCACACUCAGCUUCGUGGGCAAACGCAGAGGCGGGAACAAACUAGCCCUCAAGACGGGAAUAGUAGCCAAGAAGCAGAAGACGGAGGAUGAGGUAUUAACAAGUAAAGGUGAUGCAUGGGCCAAGUACAUGGCAGAAGUGAAAAAGUACAAAGCUCACCAGUGUGGCGAUGAUGAUAAAACUCGUCCCCUGGUGAAAUGACCCCCUCCCCCGCCUGCCCACAGCCUGGGACUCUCUGCGAUGUACAUAACUAUUUAAUGUAGCGGCGGCGGCAGCGGUGGCAGCCUCCCUCCGGAGGACUUAUAACAGAAGGAAACCGAGAUGCUUCCCGCAGCCGCCAGCGAUUCUCCAGGACUCUUUUUUACCUUGAGCACUUGCCUCACGAGACUUAAUAGAACACAAUGGUUUACUGUCCCCUCUCUUCCCAUCUCCUUGCUCUCUCUGGCUCUUUCUGUCUCCUUCUCGUCCCCCACCUUCCCCGUCCCCCCCUUAGCCAUCACUUCUGGGAAGUAAAGAACUUGACUUAGUGCUGGA